This is a messenger RNA of Salvelinus fontinalis (brook trout), 10493 nucleotides long. RefSeq names its product forkhead box protein O4-like. The transcript is spliced from 3 exons. The record is from RefSeq and is a predicted model, not a curated record. Gene Ontology annotation, biological process: regulation of transcription by RNA polymerase II. Gene Ontology annotation, cellular component: nucleus. Lineage: Eukaryota; Metazoa; Chordata; Actinopteri; Salmoniformes; Salmonidae. Gene Ontology annotation, molecular function: RNA polymerase II cis-regulatory region sequence-specific DNA binding; DNA-binding transcription factor activity, RNA polymerase II-specific. The coding region runs from base 2047 to 3921 and encodes 624 amino acids.
ACCCACAACACGCAAGCGCAGUACACGUUGUCUGGCAGUGGUAAACAGACGUCAGAAGGGAGUCUUCGCCUCGAGUCAAAACAAAACAAAACAAUAUAUACGAUGACUGAAUAUUUUGACAUCCAUAAUAGACACAAGUUUAGCAAAACUAUCUACUGAAAGGGGCAAAUUCCAAAGGAAGGUACUGAAGGCAUUUUUCCGACUUUUGAAAGGAUUUUAAACUCCGAAAUAACUGGAGUUAGCCAGCUAGCUAGGUGGCUAUUACGCUAUUUCCACAACUACGUUUGGUGUGUUGAGAGUGCAGCCGAUGUGUAAGAGAGUAAACUUCAAGAAAUCGUGGAUUCCGAACCGUGCUUUACCGUGUCCAGGGGACGAGGACUGACUCAAGUUAGGCACAUUCUGAAGGUUUGUGCCCGCGUGAGCAUCGUGUGCUGCCGCUCCUCGGCGUAGAGAAACAUGGCAGAUGGCGACACGCGCUUGCCCACAAUGUGGAGGAGAGUGCAAACCUGAAUCAGAAAACCACGGACUUUCUGAUCGAUUGUUUUCCUCAAAUUUUUGUUACAGACCAUCAUGAUCAAACUGUUCAGUAAGGUUUUGCUCUCAACAUUUAUUUUUGUCAGUCGACUUAAAUUACUCAACUAGCCUGUAGCGGAAAGUAAUGCUGUAGCGGAAAGAAACGACAUCCAGCAUAACAUUACUGUUUUGACUUAUUUUCAGCAGUAAACGUGGCAUUGGUUAGAUAAUCAAAUAUAGCAUACUUUUUACUUGAAAUAUUGAUCAUCUUAUUGCUAUAGCUCCAUGAAUCCCCAAAGUGACAUUGUUUCACAUGUAUGAGUGACGGCUAGAUGUAUUGUGUAUUUUGUUAUCAAUUAGUUGUUGUUUACAUAUAUAUAUAUAUAUAUAUAUCACAAUUAGAAUUGUGAUAUAAAUAUUGUAACUAUAUAUCUGCUCCAGUAUUCUAUUGAAGCGCGAGGUUAUUUCUACGUGCGAAGGAGCGAAACGGCACGUUGUUUACAAGGGCAGACCGAGGCAUCGUUAAAUUUAGCUAGUUGAUCAUUUGUAACGAACGCUCUUUUGUGACAGUGACCCACUGUUUAAUCCUAAUUUGUGGGUUCUUUUCAAGUAUAUGUUCUUGAGGGCGACUCUAUUUUUAUUUUAACUCAAAGGGCAAUAUUAUUUUUUGAAGGAAGACGCAAUAAAUAAACAUUUAAAUUUAUAGUGUUGUUAUAGUUUUAAUUUUAUAGCUACUUUCCCUUUAAUUAGGUCACCUUUUCACAAACUUCGCAUAGAUUUACAUUGUCUCAAUAUUAAAACUACAAACUAUCAAAACUAAACGGAGACGUUUUUUUAUUAUAUAUAUACCCCACAGCAACGUUUUACCAUAACACGUUAUGUGGGCCAUCAAUUGCAUUGUUUUCUGAUUGCAAUCCAGAUGUUUUGGUGUGCAUUCCUCCCUGAAUUCCCUUUGUUCUUUUAUACUAACAAAGGAACCCUCAUCACAGCCUUUCUUUGCUCUAUGUAAAUCGGAAGGUUUAUAAUAGUUACUAUUAAGGAGAUUAUUUGGGUCCCCUAAUCUCCAUUCUCAGGAUUAACGGACGCUAUAUUGGUGUAUCCAGAUUGUGUCUUUCUUCUACAAGUCCCCUUAAUAGAGGAUGGAAAAUAGCAUUUUUUUGUACGAUAGUUUAAGUUUAUAUUGAACUUUUGGUUAUACAAUAAUUUUAUCAGAUAAUCUAGUUUGAACAUAGACUCAUCAGAUAAUAAUAAUAAUAACAAGCAUUUCGCUACACCGGCAAUAACAUCUGCUAAAUAUGUGUAUGUGACCAAUAACAUUUGAUUUAAUAGGCCUACAUUUUGGUGUGCCUGUUACAAACACAUGUUGACAAACCUCCCCAGAUUAUAUUUUUGUUUUAUUUUUUUAUUUAGUAGAGAUUAUUCAGUCUGACUAUUAUUUAUUUUGACGUUUUAUAUUUUAAGUAUUAUUUCAUAGUAGUCAACAUUUAGAAUAGUUCAGAAGUGAAGCAAACCUUUUGUGGAAAAUCUCUUACAAUGGAGGAUUCAAAGGUACCCAAGAUUGACCCAGAUUUUGAGCCGCAAAGCAGACCUAGGUCGUGCACAUGGCCGCUCCCCAGACUCGACAUCUCAGCUGUUAAACCGGAGGGGGCAGACGGACCUGAAUCCGCUGCGGGAACCCCGCCCGCCGACGAGGAUAAGCAAGAGCAACAGCAAAUCGUAUGUGAGCCUGAGAAAGUUGUAGUCUCAGAGGGAGGAGUUGUAGCCGGAGUGGGUGGAGCCACGCCCCGAAAGGGAUCAUCCCGGCGCAAUGCAUGGGGGAACCAUUCCUACGCGGACCUGAUUAGUCAGGCUAUUGAGAACGCUCCAGAGAAGCGCUUAACCUUGGCACAGAUAUAUGACUGGAUGGUGAAAACCGUGCCUUACUUUAAAGAUAAAGGAGAUAGCAACAGCUCAGCAGGGUGGAAGAAUUCAAUUCGCCACAAUUUAUCACUCCACAACAAGUUCCUGAGAGUUCACAAUGAGUCCACAGGCAAAAGUUCCUGGUGGAUGCUCAACCCAGAGGGGGGCAAGACUGGGAAAGCCCCCCGGCGCCGUGCUGCCUCCAUGGACAACAGCAGCAAACUGCUAAAGAGCCGGAUGCGGGCCAAGCAGACCAAGAAGGCAGCAGCAGGCUUGGGUGGGACCACCGGGGGAGACGGUGAUGGCGUCGCAGACAGUCCCAACUCCUCCCAGCAGUUCCCCAAAUGGGGGGUGAACAGCGGCAGCCCCUCAUCCCGCGGUAGCCUAGACGACCCUGACAUGUGGACCAGCUUCCGUCCACGCACCAGCUCCAACGCCAGCACCCUGAGUGGCCGGCUGUCCCCCAUUGGUCCCGGCCAGGAGGAUGAGGAUGACCUGCCCGAGGAAGGUCUACUGGGCUACUCCACGGGCAACCUGCCCCCCACCCUCACCGAGACACUCAUGGAGGAGCUGGACCUGAUCGAUGGCCUGACGCUGAUGACAGAGCAGCAAGGAAGGGCUAGUCCCAGCACGGCCCCCAUGGUUCCCCCCACCCCUCUGCCCUCCGCUUCCACCUUGCUUCCCCGGGGGUCCGGGUUCCCCACAUUCCGUCAGCUGCAGCCACCCAACCUCACUCAGGCUGCCAACCAGAUCGGGGGACAGUCUUCAGGCACACAAUCUGGCAACAAUAACAACUCCAAACCCUCAAACUAUGGCAACUCCCUCUUCAACCCUAUGCCUACCCCCGGCUCCCAUGGGACUGGUCACUAUGGCACCCAUGUAGCCUCCAGCUUGGAGGCGUUGCUCACUUCGGACUCCCCACCUCCCAGUGAUGUCAUGAUGACCCAGGUGGAUCCGCUGAUGCCCAGUCCGGGUGGAGUGGGGAUGAUGGGCAUGGGGGGGCCCAUGGUGGGAGGGCGGGCCAAGCCCAACCAGCUGUUGCUGGGGAAGGGGCUUGAGCCCAACACUGUGGCACCCAUGGGGAUGCAAUCUCAACUCCAGUCCCAGCUCCAGCAACAGCACUCUCAGCUGGGCCUGGGCAUGAGCCUGUCAGGCAUGGCCCAGGACUCUCCACAGUACUCCGGCCUCAAAGCCCAGCAUGCACAGCUGCCAGGUAUGGGGCUUCACCACGGAGGGGGCCUCUCCGCCAAUGCAGGAGGAGGUCUGUCAGGGAUGGGCCAGUUCGGAACGCCGAGCUGCUUCCUGCCCAGUCAAGACCGCUUGCCCACCGACUUGGAUAUCGAGAUGUUCACAGAGAACUUGGACUGUGACGUUGACUACAUCAUCAACAGCGACCUCAUGGAUGGAGAGAGCAUCGAUUUCAACUUUGACCCCAUAAUCCAGGGAGGGCAAAGCUACUCCGGCCCUGCGACCACGCAGAGCUCCGCCCACAACUGGGUACCCAGCUAACUUUCCAGCAACCCUUGCAGUGUUAGCCAGGAGAUUAAUCAAGAACAUCAUGAAGUCAACAUUUGUCUUUGACUCUUUGUUGCGGGUAAGGAUCCCCAAUCACACAAAACUCAAUGACACUCACAACAAAGAUCACACCUGGUGCAUUCCCAUUCCUCGUCUCCCUAUUGGCUGAAGAUCUGAAGCAAUUUUUUAAAACCUUUGCGUUUGUACUUUUGAGUUUUCUUUGGAUUUAAGGACGAAACCAGACCUCAGACAUCCAUGUCACGUGCCAAUACAAGUGGAUGGUCAGGAGAUCCACAAUACAUGAGACCCCCCCCAGACCCCCUAGUAACACUUGCAACUUUUGGGGAGUUUGCCGUAUGUAUUUUGUUGUUGUGUGUUUGAGAGAAGUAUGACAGAAUUUAUUUAGAGUAAAAAGACUAAACCCAACAAACAACUCUAAACUACUUGGAGUUAAUAUAACAAUGAAUUUUAUUACUAUACCAAAGUAGUUUUAGGAUUGAUAUGGUACACCUCGUUGAUGUCUUUGAUAUUGAAGGUAAAAUGGACGGGGCACACAGGAAAACAUGGCCAGUUUUCGUAUAAAUUGUAGGUGGUGAACGAUUACCGACCACCACCAACUUAGACAUAAAAUGAAGCUGCUGCAUCUGUAUAUAUGGAAGGAAUGGGGUUCAAACACAAAAACACUCCUCUGUACCUUCCACAAUGAAAAUAUUGAGGAGUUGCAGCUGGACUAUGGAGGGGUUGGUUGUGUGGCAACAAAACCAACGUGUGAGCCACUAUGGGGCAAAACAGAAAGGGUUGCAGCUCGGUGGGCACAGGCCCAUCCAAUCAGAUUGAGAGAAAAAAUAAAUGAUAGUAAUCGUAGUUUUACCUAAACAUGCAAACACCAUUAGAUAGAAUUCAUAGCAAGCAAUUUUCGGUCAGUUUUGUUGCCGACUAACCAACCCUCAUUAACCGGUCAACAAAUGGUUACAUUUUUUCCAAACAGUAAAAUGACAUGACCAACAGAAAAUAUCCUACUAUGCAUGCAUACAAGGAACGGACAUGUUUCAUUCUGAACUUAAUGGAAACAUGCAACAACAGCAAGCCUAUCGUCUUACAGUCAAAAGGCUUUAAUGUAUUUUAUUGAACGUUCAAGUUCUGUAAUGAAGCAGCUAAUAAAACCUCCAUUUCAAACAUUUGCCAAAAUGCGAUUCGCGGGAAAACACCGUUCUAAACAGCACACCUAAUGCAAACGGUUCCAUAUGUGACAGAUAUGAAACUUAGAAAGAUAGGGAAUCUAAUAGCAACAACUAAGAUGGUUUGCUAAUAUGACUAGGAUUGUGUCUUUGGGUUCUGGACAACGAAUGAAAGUUAUGAAAACCAAUAGAGCAAUAGAAAAUGAUGGUUAAUGGCAUGAGAAAGUCUUUAUAAAAUAAUAUUUUCCUCCAUGUUUCUAUGGUUGGAUUUUGGCAAGGCUACUUUGAAGCAAGGUAAGACAUGCCUCAUUAUUUAAAGUAAAGUAAAACGAUCAGGUUUCAAACAAUUAUGCUGCCUCAAGCUCACAUUGUAAAGUGGUGGGUGACGCGCUGAUAGCCUGCCUACCGUUGACUAUAGCCUGCCUACUGUUGACUAUAGCAUAUGCACUCAAAUGGCGAAUGGGAGGUGCACUUGAAUUAUGAGUUGAAUUUGAGAAAUAAAAAUUUAUAUUUUUAACCGUGGCCAUCAAAACAGUUUACACGCAAUGACUGGGCUUAUAAAAGCAUAUUUCACUCCAGUGACAGCUUUUUGAGGAGCUACUCUCGCGCUGUCUGACAGGUGGUAGGCUAUUCUGCUCCUCAAACUAGACUCUGUAUGCUGUGCUUGUGAUAACUAAGAUGCAUGACGACUAACAAAAAUACACACACCAAUUUAAUUUCGCAAAAUUAUGCAAAGGAACCUAUAGACCUAUAAGCAUGACUGGUCAAAUGUAUUUCCGGCGGCUAACCUAUUAACCGUUAACCGUUAACAUACCUACAAGAAGUGCACUGGAAUGACAUUCAGAUGAACUGGAAUGACAUUCACUCUCAUGGGAAGGGUGGCCAAAAAUAACUAACUGAAAGCCACACUCCCAAUAAGCCAUGAAUAUGACCGCAUUGAGGCAUAUGUCACUGUGCUUCUAUGGCUAUAUGCACUAUAUAAAUGCACCAUACCACUGCCUACUUUGUUCAUUUAGCAAACAAGACCGCUCAUAAUCCAGUGCCUUUAUCACAGUCAAUACACAUAUUUGAGCUUUAAAAAUGCAAAUUUUUCCUCUGCCUCAUGACAAAAUGAAUAGAAUUGCCGUAAAUUAGGGGGAGGACCAAUUCAUUUCUGGCUACACUAUUGCAUGGGUUGGCUUAGAUUGUUGACAACAUGUAAACUAUAUUUAAUCUCCAAAUGUUUAUUGAAAACAUAAAUACAUUUGCACAAUGAGCACUUGUCUCAUAGAUCGUUAAAGUUGUUGAUUAGCUAGCUCAUUUUAGCCAUAUUAGCAUUGACAUGAAAUCAGUCAAAACACAUCAAAACAAGACAUGGUAUCAAGAACAAGAUAAAACUAGCUGAAAUGAGCAACCAACGAUUCCCCACAUGGCAACUUCUUGUCAUUGUUACUAGCCAUCUGACCAUUCAGAAUCAUAACAACGCUCCGCUUCCGGCACCAUUGUGCGUCAUUUUCGUGACGUCAGCCAACCUGUAUGACGCGGGCAAAGUGUGAAGAUGUUAAAGGUCAUUGGAUGAGACUGAGUUAAGGAUGCACGAUUUGACAUUGGACUCUGCAGGUUGAACAAACUUAGUUUAGCGUUUGAUCGCUUGAUGGUACGAAACAUGUGCUUUUUGUUUCUUUUUCAUUGAAGAGACUGGAGCUACAAGGUAACUAGGAGUUAUUUCAGUGGUAAUUCAGUAAUUGAACAGUACGGGGUAUGUGAUUAGGGCCGGGACGAUACCAGUAUCGCAAUACUCCUUAGUAUCGUGGCAAGGAAAUAAAACACGAAGCAGAUUGAACUUCUUUAUCAAAACUAUCAUUAUGUUGUCAUCCAGAGUCACAUGUAUUUAUUUUCCAAGCUAAAGCACACAAUAUUUUACAUACAGCAGGAAUUUUAAAGGACCAAAGAGUUGGUCUGCUUCGUGUUUUCAUUUUUGCGAUAGAAAAAAUAUUGCGACACUGCCAUCGUCCCGGCCACAUAUGUGAUAUGCAUUCACAGUUUGGCAUUCGUGACUCUGCUCAGUGUGUGCUAAAGAGCCGGGUGGAAAUAACUUUGGGGGAGUAUUUUUUUUUUCUCCUGGUGUGCAAUUUCACCAACAAUAUGAAGAAAUGUGAAUUGUGAACUUUUUACAGGGGGCAUUCAAAGGUAAUUUUAUUUGCCAACAAUUGAAUUGGUUGGCCAAGUGUUAUAUCAUUGAAGCAGUAUUCCUCCACUGCUGUAUGGACCACUUGAAGGUUUUGCAGAACCGUGUUGUGUUUCAAGGCACUUGGGAGUAUUUCUGUCAGGUGGCAAGCAUACUCAAAUGGCAAAAGAAGAGCCGAAAUCCAAGUUAGGUUGAAUCAUUUCAUCAGAGGAGGAAGGUUGUAUACGUGCUAUGCACAUAGACAUGACAUGCUAUGCAGAUCAAUCAGGAGAACUAAAAAUAAGUCUUGAAGGAAAUUAAGAUCUCCUUUUGAAGGGUUUUGCUAUUUAAUGUUUUCCUUAAAUGUUAUAUCGCUUUAAGUAAGGGAAACCGGGGCUUCAUGUGGGAAUCAUUUCUCACUAUUUACACUUUGUUAUACAUUACUAACCGUCUUUUUUAUGAAAUUAAUACAAUGUGUGACGUAAAAAAAAUACAUAUAUUUGACUAUAGUUUAAUAUACAAUUUAGAUGGAGGUUAUAAGUGAAAUAUUAACAGAUAUUAAUAUAUUACUAAUCAGGAAAAAAAAGUUGUUUUUUUAAAUUGGAGAAACUAUUUCAAAGAUCAUUUUUAACAGUCAUUUUCUAUAUAUUCUUUUAUUUUUGUAAAAGAUGAGAUGCAUGUAGAUUUUAUACAUAACCAAAGGAACACUAAGAAUUGCAUGGCAGAUAAGGGGGUGCUUGGGACAAGGUAUUUCAGUGCAGAUAAGCUUUGCAAGUGGAGCCUGUUCAAAGAUCUGACAUUUUAACAAAUGACAAGGCAGGUGAGGUGAGGCAAAGUGCAUGUGUGGACCAGUAUAACUUGAUUUUACAAAUUGACUUGCCAUUUAUUUAGUUCAUUUGACUUGACUAUUGUGAAAUUUAAAUCCAAAUAAAAACCUCACAUGGAAUUUACACAAUGGAGGACAUUUUGCUUUCAGCAGUGAUCUCGGGGUCAUUCAAAAAGAAUAACAAUGGAAAUAUCUUCCUUAAGGGGGUAAUCAGAUAAUCAUCAGAAUAACAACAUUUAAGGUGAAUUUCUUGGUUAAAAUAGAAGACUGGAAACCAACAGCCCCUCAUGUUCUGCCGUUUUCUUGAGUAUGGCAUCCUUGACACAAGUGUCUUGGAUUCAAGCCACUUUCAAUUUAACACUUUAAAAUAGAAAUUCUAAUUUUACUGUAAGACGGAAGUACACAAGAUAUCUUUAGUCGUAUAUCAUAAUAAUAGUCUCGUUCGAGGUUGUUAAACUGCCAAUAUUGAACACUAGAACAUGUUACUCAAUAGCAAGAUGCACCUUGUCAUUUUCCACGUUUUUUUCUUUCCUUUUGAAGAUGUGUUUUGUGUUAGGCGGAAGUUUGUAUUUAAUUCUUUGUUUAUGUCAGAAAAAAGGUUAUCGUUUAUUGUAAAGUUUUUUUUGUGUUGACCAGUUUUUCAUCUGAAAUGCAUCCUAGAUGGAGUUUUACAUGAUUGUUAAUAAUGUCACUGUAACCAUGUGAAUGAAUACAUGAGCUUUUAAUUUGUAUAAAGCACCCCUUUUCUCACAAAGAUUUUCCUUUUGAUCGGUGCUAGUUGUCAUUUAUGACAUACAUUAAGAGGGCCAUAAUGUAAUGGGUGCAUAUUUAGAUCACUUUAGGGCCUUGAAUCAUUUGUAUGCAUCACACAGAUGGAUAUCUUGAGUGAGUAUAAAGGUAUUGAUUAGUUAAAGGUCCAAUGCAGCCAUUUACAAUUAAGUACCUUACUGUGAUUGUUUUUUUCUUCAAUUAAAACAGUAAAAAUUAACAAAAAAAUGUACAGAAAUUGCUUCUUAGCAAAGAGCAAUUUCUCAAGCAAGAAUUUUGCUAGGACCGUCUGUGAGUGGUGGGGAGGGGAAAACUGAAAACUUGCUAUUAUUGGCAGAGUUUGAGUUUGGAACUCUCUUUCUUAUUGGUGUAUACUAAUGUCACCAGGCAGGCCAAAACCCCAUCCCACCAAGAGGCAGUCAUUCAAAUCUUUUCAAACAGCUUUUACACUGAAAGGGUAUAUCACAACCCCAUAGUGUGGAAAUAUUUAUAAAACACAGGAAAUCAAGUUAUUUACUGCACUGGGCCUUUAAAGAAACUAACCUUUAUUAUUUUUGUUAUAUAUAUAUAUAUAUAUAUAUAUAGUGAUCCCCAGACUUUGUCACUUAAAUAGAUUUGAAAUAAAAGUGAAUACCGUGUAGUUUGAGGUAUUUUAAUAAGCAUGUAUGAAAGUCCCAUUGAUAAACAGCAAAUCAUUUUGGUUGCUGUGAUGGAUUCCGCAGUGAUACUCAAGUCAAUGAUGGCAUAAUGGGUGGACUGGCAGCCCAUAGGAGCCAUGCAGGAAGUAAAUCAAUAUGUGCUGUGAUUUGUUGAUUCAACUUAACUGACGUUAGAAAAAAUACAUUCCAUUGCAUGAGCCACAUCAGUGAAAAUCAUUUGAAUGAACAUUCUACAUUACCAUGGAAAAUAUUGCAUCACAAUACCAGGUAGCUGUUGCGAGUGUACCAAUGUCAAAUUGCCAGGGUUAGAGGUUCCAAGCCCAUUCUAUUUCUAUGGUCAUACUAUUGUUAACAUUAUUGGCCGGGUCUUUGAGAGAUGUCCUUUCCUUAUGCAUCUUAGGGUGGGUGUGAGUGUUUGAUAGGAGUGACUGAAUGAAAGGGAAUGUGUCAUUGUUGGACAGUGGUGUAACUGUUUUAAGUGUUGACUGAAAGUGUGGUGGCCGUGUUUAAAUGCACAGUGUAUAGGGGACAUCCUUCCCAUAGGCUGUAUUUGCUAGGUCAUACCUUGAAUAAUCUGCUGGAGUUUUCCCCCACUGUCAACUACAAUUAUGGUCUUUUGACUUUUUAUUCCCUAGUCCCAGUAAUAUUUCCUUUCUUUAUAUUUUACUUUAAUACUAAUUUUCUCAUGAUAAAAGUAGCUGUUAGUAAUGUCCUUAAAAAAAUAUUUUUUUUAAAUGGCCCCACUUUGAUAAUACAGUAUUUUAGUAUGUGGACAGUACAUUUUUUUGUUUGGUUUUUAGAAGGGGUGGGGGGGGGUGUUAUCAGAGGGGUUGAUGAGUUAUGCCUAGCCAAUAUGUGUUAAUUACUUUAUUUUGAUAGUUUUUGUCUUAUUUCUUUCUCAAUCUUACUUUACAUAUUGUAAAGUCAGCCAAAGACGGCAUUGGAAACAGUUAUGGAAAGUGGAAAUAAACGUAAUCUGUUUAACCAUA